AUGGUCCUUCUUGUGUAUGUCGAUGAUAUUAUAUUGGCCGGGAAUAACCAUGAUGAAUGUACGGCUUUCAAACGCUACUUACAUGAGUGCUUUCAUAUCAAGGAUUUGGGUUCUUUAAAAUUUUUCCUUGGCAUUGAAGUUGCUAGGUUGCGGAUUGGCAUUUCCUUGUGUCAAAAAAAGUAUGCCUUGGAUAUUCUUGCGGAGACUGGCUUACUUGGAAGUAACCCGGCCGAGACACCUAUGAAGCAGGGCCACAAGCUUGCUCUGGCCGAGGGGAAGGAGAUAGAUGGUGCGGCUUAUCGACAACUUGUUUGUCGUUUGAUCUAUUUAACCAUCACACGUCUAGAGAUUUCAUACUUAGUUCAUGUUCUUUCUCAGUUUGCUCAAGUGCCUCGCAAAGAAUACUUUGAGGCAGCAAUGCGAGUUGUGGGAUACAUCAAGGGAAGUCCAGGCCAAGGGAUUCUACUACGAUCUAAUUGUGAUUUGAGAUUGGGAGCCUAUUACGACUCAGAUUGGGUGAGCUGUCCAAUUACUCGUCGCUUAGUUAGUGGUUACUUCAUCACAAUCAGGGAGUCACCCAUUUCAUGGAAAAUGAAGAAGCAGAGCACUGUCUCGAGAUUGUCGGCAGAAGUAGAGUACCGAGCUAUGGCAGCUGUAAUGAGUGAGCUUGUAUGGUUGAAGUCAUUGUUGACUUCAUUUUUGGUGGAUCAUAGACAGCUGAUGGAGCUAUUUUGUGAUAAUCAGUCGGCUAUUCACAUAGUAGUCAAUCCAGUCUUUCAUGAGCAGACGAAGCAUUUUGAGAUAGAUUGUCAUUUUUUUCGUGAGCAAGUGCAGACUAGAAACAUCGUUAUGGCGCACAUCCGUUCACAGUUUCAACCAGCGGACAUUUUCACGAAGGCACUUGCUAGACAGCAGUUUCAUUUCCUGUUAGGCAAGUUGGGCAUUCACGAUGUGUUUGCGCCAACUUGA
Messenger RNA from Asparagus officinalis (garden asparagus), 969 nucleotides. RefSeq lists its product as uncharacterized. The record is from RefSeq and is a predicted model, not a curated record. The transcript has a single exon. Lineage: Eukaryota; Viridiplantae; Streptophyta; Magnoliopsida; Asparagales; Asparagaceae. The coding region runs from base 1 to 969 and encodes 322 amino acids.